Molecule: messenger RNA, 421 nt
Organism: Paramecium primaurelia
Lineage: Eukaryota; Ciliophora; Oligohymenophorea; Peniculida; Parameciidae
Source: the annotation of a GenBank genome assembly
AUUUAAUAAUGGAUAAAUAAUAAGGUUGCUUAUAUGAGCGUUUUGGUGGCGAUUAACAGGUUUCUGAGUUGAUUGAUUAAUUUUACUACAAGGUGUUGUUUGAUAAGCUUUUAAGAGACAAAUUUCUGAAAGCAGAUAUGAGUAGAGUCAGAUAUCAAUAAAAGCGAUUCUUCUCAUAAAUGAUGGGAGAUAAGAAAACUCAAUAUACUGGAAGGUAGGAUAUUAAAUAUGAUGAUUUUAGGGAUUUAAUUGAAGUGCAUAGAAAUCUAAAUAUCUCUGAUUAACAAUUUGAUAAAUUUAAGAUUCAUUUAAAAAGCAUAGCUUAAGAUAUGGAAGUGAGUGUAGAGGAUAUUGAAUAAUUAUUGGAACAUGUAGAGAGACAUAGAAAUGUUAUUGUAUUUAAUAAAUGAUGUUUUAAUAC